GCGCGCCUACUACUUAAAUACAACUGCAAAGCACAAAACAGAUGCGCAUUUAGUGCGCAGGGUAUAAUCGUUCGCGUUCGAUUGCGCACAAUACGCAAACAGCACGGUUUCCGCGCGCGACGUCGGAGUUAGGGUUAAGAAAAAAGCUCUUGCUACUUAUUUAAAUAACCAAAAACAACACACACACACAAAAGACGCCAAUAAAGACGCGUUAAAGCGGACGUUCCAACAAAAACAAAGACCCAUCCCAAAAGAAUCACACAGUGUGGACAGUGGAUAAUGUGCCGUUAUCAAUUGCAUUAUCGGUUCGCGCAGUUAUCCCACGUGGUGGGAGUGUGGGAUUAGUAAGGUGUUCCGGUCGGGGAUAUCUUUUCGCGGGUGUUCCCAUUUCCCUCUCGCCACAUGGGGUUGGAGCGUGAGCAGAGAGCUGAAGAAAAGGACAGCACAAGACACACGCCCGAUAAACACCGAUAAUUCCUCACCGAAUGAUAAUAGACAUCCGCGUCCCGCUUACCUUCGAAUGAUAAAAACCAACCGUCUUGGAAUCCUCUCCCGUUACGCGGCUGGAACCCAUUUUAGUUUGCCUUUGUCCUUCCGCGAACACGGGCUGCGGGGAAAAAAGGUUCCAGGAUGAGUCAACUUAAGCUUCCACCGUACCAGAAGCGCAAAACCUCUUCGACCAACCGUCCGACGACGCUGAAUGUCAGCGGACCGGUGGCUGUUCAAGGGAAAAAGUCACCGCUCGGGUAUGGCAUGCAGUCGCCGGAUGAGUGUCCGUCGCUGCCGGAGGGCUUCCUACCACUACCCUGCCAGGUGGCGGGACAUGCCUUCCACAAGGGAACUGAUUCGUUGGGUUUGCUGAAAAGCGUCGACGAUGGUUCGGUACUGAAGCCGAUAGCCAAGCUGCUAGCCGGCCAGCGGGAACUGAAAUUCUACCAACAGAUACAGCAAGCCGCGACCGAGCAGCAGCGCACCGAGCUGGCACUGUUGCGCGAACUGACACCGCAGUACCGGGGCCACCGGCAGCUGCCGAUCGAUGGUGAGCUGAUCGACUUCCUGCAGCUGGAGGACCUCACCCAGGGCAUGCUGGAACCGUGCAUAAUGGACGUCAAGAUCGGGCGCCGAUCGUGGGACCCGACGGCGACGGAGGAAAAGCGACGCUACGAAGCGUCCAAGUACGUGGAGAGCCGCGAAGCGUACGGGUUCUGUAUACCGGGCUUUCAGUUCUACUCGCUUCAGGCGGGCCGGGUGCAGCGGUACGGGAAGGAGUACGGCAAGAAGCUGACCGAGGUGACGGUGAAGGAUGCGGUCCGGCGGUUUCUCAACGCGGAUGCCGGCGGCCUGUGCCGGCAGCAGCUGAUACAGUUUCUGACGGACCUGUGGAACAUUCAGAAGUGGGCGCGGACGCAAACGUCGUACCGGCUGUACGCGAGCUCGGUGCUGCUGGUGUACGAUGCGCGCCGGUUAAAGCCGGUGCUGCUGCACGGUGGUAGGAAGUCACCCCGUACACCGAAUCCACCGACGACACCAACGACGUCAGCGGGGGUAAAAGGAGCGGGAGCUGGCAGCAGCAAUCCAGGGUCGCCCGUGUUCUGCACAAAUGCGAUCAACGAGCUGGGCGAUGUGGAACCGCUGCAGCACUACUUCCAGAUUCAGCGUAGUCACUCCACCAAUCACAACUACGAUCAGGACAUAAAAAUCAUGAAGGAAAACUACACCUUCAUGCUGGACAACCUGGUCGGCUCGUACGAGGAAAAGAUCUGGGCGAAGGCGCGCAUGAUCGACUUUGCCCACACGUUUCCGGUGGCGCCGACCGAGCAACCGUCCGUCGAUCGGAACUAUCUCGAGGGCAUCGACAAUCUGGUGAAGCUGUUCGAGGGACUGCUGCAGGACUGCGAGAUACAAAACACCCCCCGGCAGGGAGUCGCUUGACAGGAGUCGCUACACAACAUUCGUUCUCGUUCGCUAUGCGUUGUUCUGGUUUUAUUUCCGGUGUGUUUCUUCUGUAUUGUGUGUGUGUAUAUUACCCUUGGCUCUAGAGUUCCUAAAUGGGCGAAAAACAAACGGCGAAAAAAUAUAUAUAUUAUACAUAUA
This is a messenger RNA of Anopheles coluzzii, 2094 nucleotides long. Its product is annotated as inositol polyphosphate multikinase-like. The transcript has 3 exons. Gene Ontology annotation, cellular component: nucleus; cytoplasm. Gene Ontology annotation, biological process: inositol phosphate biosynthetic process. Gene Ontology annotation, molecular function: inositol-1,4,5-trisphosphate 3-kinase activity; inositol tetrakisphosphate kinase activity. The record is from RefSeq and is a predicted model, not a curated record. The coding region runs from base 631 to 1932 and encodes 433 amino acids. Lineage: Eukaryota; Metazoa; Arthropoda; Insecta; Diptera; Culicidae.